Molecule: messenger RNA, 1170 nt
Organism: Aureococcus anophagefferens
Lineage: Eukaryota; Pelagophyceae; Pelagomonadales; Pelagomonadaceae
Exons: 1
Coding region: 1-1170 (389 amino acids)
Molecular function (GO): protein binding
Source: RefSeq, a predicted model, not a curated record
AUGCGGACCCGCGGCGCCGCGCGCAGCGAGUCCACGACCGUGUCGCCGGAGGACACCACGACCACGACGCGCCUCCGCAAGCGGUCGGCGACCGGCAGCGCCCAGGUGGAGAAGAUCCAGGCGCCGCGGCAGUACCUCGACAGCCUCCUGCGCAACCACGUCGACCCGCCCUACGCGCCGGCCCUCGACCUCUUCCAGAAGCCGCAGCCGGAGCAGGUCGCGGGCUACACGCUCGCGGCGAUGGACGCGGUGCGCAACGGGACGUGGACGCCCGCGGUCGGGCGGGCCGACGCGGCGAACAAGUUCGGCGUGACCGUGCUCCACAAGGCCUGCCGCGCCCAGUCCCUCGCGUCCGUCGAGACGCUGCUCGAGGCCGGCGCGCGGCUCUCGAGCUGCGACGCGGGCCGCGUCCCCUUACACGACGCGGUCUGGACGACGGAGCCCAACUUCGAGCUCGUGGGCCGCCUCGUCGAGGAGGACGCGACGCAGCUCUUCCGCCUCGACACGCGCGGCUUCUCCGCGCUCGACUACGCGCCCCAGGAGACGUGGCCCGCGUGGUGCGCGUUCCUCGACCGCGUCAAGCGCGAGCUCCGCGCGGCGCUCAAGCAGUCGGCGUCGCCGCUGGCGGCCGCCGCGUCGCCCCUGGUGCCCUUCGCCCACAACGUGUCGCCGACGCGGAAGAAGGCCUCGCGCGCGGUGCCGCCCGCGGCGCCGGGCGCCGCGGCGCGGCCCGCGCCGUCGCCCGACAGCCCGCCGCCGCCCGCGCGGCCCGAGGACGCGGCGGCCAUGGCGCGCGUGCUCGGCGCCUGCGGCUCCCAGGGCGCGGCGCAGUUCGGCGCGGCGCUGCGGCCCUCGGUGCCCAGCGGCGACACGCCGCCCGACGGGAGCCGCAAGCUCGACGACAGCGGCACGUGGUGGAACCUCUUCUCCUCGAACAUGCUCGACAAGCUGCCGCGGUCGUCGCUCUCGCCGACGCCCGAGGACGAGGCCGCGAAGCCCCCCGGCGACGCCGCCGCCGGCGCCGCGUCCAACGACGAGAACUCGCCGUCGACGUCGAACUCGAACUCGUCGACCUCGUCGCCCUCGGCGCCGGCCUCCGAGUCGCCCGCGUUCUCCAUCUCGCCCGCGACGCUCACGCGCGUCGCCGCGGCGACCACCACCACGAACUAG